AAAAGGUGGCGCUCGAUGCGUGGGUCAAUAUACGUCUGUCAAGAUGGCGGAAUUUGUUUAACUGUCAUAAAAUUAAUGGAUCCUAACGGAAAUGGAAAGCGCGGUUUACCUAGGUUAAGAGAAAUUAUUAGAAGACAACGCCAAGAUUCGGAUGGUGGUGGAACUGACUCCCCUGAUCUUGAAUUUAUCUACGAUGAUACUGAUACCCACCCAAAUGAAAUUGCCGAGUUGUACAGUUACACUGAGCAGCCUGAGCUCGCUCUCAACGUUAAAGCCUUUGAAGACCAAAUGGAGCAGUACAACCUGCCACCAAGUUGGCAAAGGUUAUCCCUUGAACAAAGAAAAUCGGUAGUAAUGAAACUGCUUGAUCAACUGGAAGUCAGUAGCAAACCUCUCAGAAUGAGAGCUGCCAGAUGUAUCUUGUAUAUCGCUCAAGGGUGUUGGGCGGAAAUGCAGUCAGACGCUGAGCAACAGCAGUGGGCAAGAGCCAAUGUCAUGUUGCUUUACCAACUAGGAGUUUUUAGUGCAUUUACUGAUUUGCUUAACAUAGAAAUUGAGAAUAGCACUGCUGCCCAUGUUGCAAUGAGAAAAAUAGCCGUUUCAUUAGCAGAUUCGCAAGAUCUGCGGGUUAUAUUAUCUGUGUUAUACACAAUAACUGAAGUAAUUAGAAAUGAAAAAUAUUCAGGUUCCACUGAAUAUCAAAACGACGUUGAAGCAUUUUGUACAGACCUUGCUAAUUCCUAUGAUGAUGAGUUACUUAUUGUUAAGUUAUUAGGAAUGGUGACACGAUUUUGUAGCGGUGCUGCUCCUCAUUUCCCUAUGAAAAAAGUUCUUUUGCUACUUUGGAAAUUAAUUCUUGUAACUUUGGGCGGUAUGACCGCUUUGAAAGAUUUGAAAGAUGAAAAACGCGAAAAGGCUGGUCUUCCACGUUUGGACGAAGAUACCAUGGAAAUUGCUAAAACAAUGAGGGCUUCGUCGCCACCAGCGAGCGCUUCUGAUCUUUUAGAGGCGCAAAAUCAGAAAAGAAAUACAAGGCCAUUCAGGAGGAACUUAAUGAAACAAAGUAGUUUGGACGAUCAUGAGUCGUUGGGGAUGGAAUUAGACGCCACCCUCGUCGGCGGGGACAACGGCGACGAGUUGGGUGAACUCUCAGAAUACGACGAUCGUCGUCCUCCCGAAAACUCCGAAAAUAAUCAAAUGUACAACAAUUAUCAGAAUAGGCCUACAUCUCCUCCUUUGCAGAGUUCUUUAGUUAUUCCUCGCGGCUUACCUUGGAAACCAAAAGUCCGACAAAAAGAUAUCGACUUGUUUUUGGACACUGCUAGAUUAAAAUUCGUCGGGUAUAGUCUACAAGGCGAUCGCGAUAGUUUAGCUGGAUUACCUUUACCGAUCCAUGAAGGAGUUAAAACUUUGAAAGAACAUGUUUAUACUUCUUUAGCUGAAUUGCAAAUUCAAAAAGAGGAAGAAAUAGCUCGCAAUCCUCUCUCGACGUCAGAGGGUGAAAUUGAAAUGACUCCAACAGAAAUUUUGUAUCAGGCAAUGUUGCCUAAUCUACCACAAUACAUGAUAGCUUUACUUAAAAUAUUACUUGCUGCUGCUCCUACCUCAAAAGCUAAAACUGAUUCUAUUAAUAUUAUGGCUGAUGUUUUGCCAGAAGAAAUGCCAAUGACUGUUCUCCAGUCAAUGAAAUUGGGAAUUGACGUAAAUAGGCACAAGGAAAUUAUUGUUAAAGCAGUUUCUGCAAUUUUAUUGUUACUUUUGAAACAUUUCAAGUUGAAUCAUAUUUAUCAAUUUGAAUUCAUGUCUCAGCAUCUAGUUUUUGCAAAUUGUAUACCUCUGGUAUUGAAAUUUUUUAACCAGAAUAUCAUGGCUUAUGUGGGCGCGAAGAAUGUGAUUCCUAUAUUAGACUUUCCGUCUUGCGUUAUUGGUGAUCAACCAGAAUUAACAGCUGAAAGUUUGGAAAUUGGAGACUCGGCACCAUUUUCCUGGAGAAAUAUGUUUUCGUGUAUUAAUUUAUUAAGAAUACUCAACAAACUAACGAAGUGGAAACAUUCUAGGAUUAUGAUGUUGGUGGUUUUUAAAUCCGCUCCAAUUUUAAAACGCACACUUAAAGUCAGGCAUGCCAUGACCCAAUUAUAUGUUUUAAAAUUAUUAAAAAUGCAAACGAAAUAUUUGGGUCGUCAGUGGCGUAAAUCUAAUAUGAAAACGAUUAGUGCCAUCUACCAGAAAGUCAGACAUAGAUUGAACGAUGAUUGGGCAUAUGGAAAUGAUUUGGACGCAAGACCUUGGGAUUUCCAAGCUGAAGAAUGUGCUUUGAGAGCUUCAGUUGACAGGUUUAAUAACCGUAGAUAUACACAAGCAAAUCAAGACAGCGAAUUUGCACCGGUGGAUAACUGUUUAAACAGCGUACUUGGGACCACCUAUGAUCUAUCUGAAAGUUUUAAAAAACACUACCAACUGUGGCUAGAGCAAGAAGUUUAUGGAAAUACUAUUGAAUGGGAGAAGCUUCUCUUAAACCAAAAAAUAUAGUUACUUUGAUAUUAUUUAUUGUAUUUCCAUUGCAGUAAAUAUAACACCAUCACAAUAUUCAUCACUGCAAUAAAUAUACUCACUUUCAAUUAAGUCAGUGGUGUGUUACAUUUACAGCAUUUUUGUAUUUUUUGUUCAUUUUAGUUUAGUUGUUUUUGUUUUGUUCUAAUUAGUUUUCAUAUUUCUUUUUUUUUUGUUCUGUUUCAUGAUGACAUUUGGUAUUAAAUUAAUU
Messenger RNA from Tribolium madens (black flour beetle), 2761 nucleotides. RefSeq names its product striatin-interacting protein 1 (gene Strip). Gene Ontology annotation, cellular component: cytosol. Lineage: Eukaryota; Metazoa; Arthropoda; Insecta; Coleoptera; Tenebrionidae. The record is from RefSeq and is a predicted model, not a curated record. Gene Ontology annotation, biological process: cytoskeleton organization. The transcript is spliced from 12 exons. The coding region runs from base 16 to 2529 and encodes 837 amino acids.